UCUGACGUGCGGCUUGACGUAGCCUCGCCACCUCCACUGGGAAGCGGGUCUAUCAUCGACGUAACCAUAAGGUCUGAAGAAUUGCGAUUCAGGGUGCGCACUGGCAUGGAUGCUGCCACCAGCAACAGCACCAACAACAAUAACAGCAGCAACGCCAUCACUGCCACUAGUAUUGCAGCAGUGCCGCCCAACACCGUGUUUGUGUCGAUGCCACAGCACGGUGCAAUCAUCCCUGCCGGCUCCAAAGCGGCUCAGAGCGUGAUCCAGCAGAACCAAGCGAGUGUGAUCCAGAGCACCGCCCUUCAGACCGUGCAAGUUGGCAAGGGUGGCGUGCUGCUGUUCAAAGGUUCUCCGAACUCCGUCAUACAGUCGGCUUCAGGGCAGCACAGCUUGCAGGAAGUCCACGUUGUUAGCGCUGAGAGCGGAGACGACCUCGACACGGGACGUAAACAACAGAGACAAAUACUCGUCAGAAGACCUUCAUAUCGAAAAAUCCUCAACGACCUCGGCGGAACUGAACUAUCUGACCGAAACGAAGGCGGUGGCGGUGUGGGAUCAUCAGGCGGAGACGGGUGUCACGAGAGCAGCCUGCCGACCACCACGCUUACUAUCGGGGGACAGGAGUACUCCACCGCCAGCCUCUUGAAAGUCAUUCCAGCGAGCAGCCUACAGCUGGCGACCAGCGGUGCGGACGCCCUGCAGACGCUGGCGAUGAGUAGCGCCUCAUCACAAGGCACGAUCGUGCAGUACACGGGCUCUGACACUCAAUUUAUUGUUCCAGUUGGUGGCGGUACGUUGAGCGGGCUUAAGUUUAGCGACGGCAGUGGCCUGACUCAAGGAGUUGUUUUGGCCGCCGCAGCUGCCGCCCCGACCACCACUUCUAAUUCUCUUCACGGUACCGACGCAAUGGGCGAGGAGGCUAAUAGGAAAAGAGAAGUUAGACUAAUGAAGAACAGAGAAGCAGCCCGAGAAUGUAGAGCUAAGAAAAAGGAAUAUAUAAAGUGCCUGGAGAAUCGCGUUGCUGUGUUAGAGAACCAGAAUAAGGCAUUGAUAGAAGAACUCAAGACCUUGAAAGCUUUGUAUUGCCAGAGCAGCUGAGUGUUGCCUCAGUGGCUUGGGGCGCUGAAGUUUCAGCGUCUCGAGACUUCGUUGUGUGCUGCUCAAUGUUUUCUAACAUACUUUCAUCGCCUGAAAGUUAAUUUUCGUUGCCUGGUUAUGCUUCGAACGACACGUAAUGACUUCCUUACAAGAAUGCUUCAGUUAAUUGCCAUAACAUUUUUCCAAUAACAACCUAACUUUCACCAGAAGUUGCAUUUGACAAUGAGUUGAUUUUGUUAGAACAAUAUUCAAUCAACUUCAUUUCAACGCCAAUUGAAUUCUGGUUGGAAAUUUUCAUGUGAUUUUUAGUGAUAUUGGUUUUUGAGCUCAAUUAGAUAUUCCUUUAGUGACUCCCAAAAACCCUCGGAAAUUUUCAUAUUCCGCUGAUGUGAAAUCUUGUUGAGAAAUUUCAAUUCGCUCAGGUUUUCUGAUGGAAAUUUAAUAUCAUUAUAAACCUAAUGAUAAUUUCUUGAUGUUUAUUUCGUGUUGAUUAAAUUCAUGGUUGAGCUUUAUUUUAGUUUUAGUGAACACUAAACCUGAAGGUACAAUGCUCCUAUACGACUAAGGUGCGCUCUUAUGAGAAUUGAUUAGUAAGGACUGAGAAUUUAAUUUGAAGUUUAUGCUUCAUAAACAUACAUUUACUCUCAAAACAAUAGUGAUGAUCAUUGGAUUGGAUAAUAGUUUUCAGCCAGCAAUUGUCUGUCAAUGUAGAGUUUCUUGAAAGAUAAAUUGUUUUCGAUUUACAUUUUUAAUUAGUCUCGUUCUUUGUUUGAUUGUUGUUGGAUGAAAUACUCGGUAGUUGCAUGGCGAUGCUGUUCGUUCAUUGUUGAUUGUUUCCACUUUAAAAGCAUUUGAUAAUUUAUGAAUUUCCCUUACACGUCAGUACCAAGGCUGGUCUGCUAUGGUAGUGAUUAUAUUCGUGUUAUUAUUUUUGUUGUUCCGGUUGAGUUUAGAAGUCAUCUUGAGAGACCCUCGGUCUCAAAGUAACUUGACAUUGUAAGUAGAUGGUGCCAUUAUUCUUUAUCGCUCCUAGUAUUGUGCUAUGAGAUAAUUGCGAAAAACUUUUUGCCCCAUCUUUCCUUGCAAAAUUUUACAUGUAAAAUUUGAAUCUUGAACAUCAAUUUCGUUUGAUUUGGCGAUCGGAAAUAAAACUAAUUAUCCAGUUCGAGUUCAAGUUUAUUUCGUUAUGAGUUCAGAAAUAGAGCUGUACUUAAAACAGUUCCUUUGACUUUAUUGUACAUUUAAAUCGUUGUUAUUGUUACCAUUUAUUAUCUUAUGUACAGGCUACAUAAAAUAACCGUUUUUCAGUAUUGCAUGAAAUCACAUAAGCGGAAGCAUGUACAGGCUACAUAAAAUAACCGUUUUUCAGUAUUUCAUGAAAUCACAUAAGCGGAAGCUGUGUUGUUCGCUGUUGCAAUUAUGUGCUGAGUGACCAAGUUAUCAGUUAAUUGUGUUUGCCAGUUUGUCUUAAUUUGGGUGGCUAUUUUUAUUCAUGUCGUUAGCAAUUUUUGUCACCUUGUCGCAUGUUAAAAUACGUUCGUCAAAACACCUCGAAAUAGAAUGCCGAUUGAUUAUUCACUUUUUCUAAGAUCACACAGAAACAAGAAUGGGAUUUGCCUAUAAACAAAUUUCGCUUUACCUAAUGCGGUGAAAUUCGAACACUUUGGUGAUUUCUUUCCGAGUUGCCGCUUCUGUUGCUCAUCAUGUAUAUAUACCUAGUUUGCUCCUAACUUCCUGGCGUUACUUUUGGGGUUCAGCUUAUUUUCUCGUGGAAUAGCUCAUCUCGCAAAAAAUUUUGCAUUCUGUACUCUUUCUUCAUAGCCCUAGCUUCCUGAAAGAUGGUCAAGAAAUUGAGUCUCUCGAUAUCACGGCAGCAUAAGUCUUGCCGAGUCAUAUAAACUGUUAUAUUUUCUCCACCUCUGUAACUUUAAUUUCAUUGUGAGCAGUAGGAAAUCUUUCAACUCAUCAAUCCGGUACCAUGCGAAACUUCGCUUAGUUUGUAUAUUUUUGUGGAUAUUUGUAUCAUUUUAAUCCUGCGUGAUUGCACGAAUGUCUGCAUCUGGAUAAAAUGGCUGUGGUUAUGAACGUGUUCAUUGGCAUUCAAUGUGGAAAUUCUUUGUGCCAGGCGUUCCAGUGUCUAUAUUGUGUACCUGGAACAUUUCUUGUCUAUGUCACGUCGUGGUCAUUCAGUAGUUCUUAACUGUUACAAAACGGAACUGUUUAGUUUGAAUAAUUUCUUCUAAACUAUAGCGCAGUGCGGCAGAAUGUUUACGUUCUAGUAAAGAUUCCAGCUGUUCUGCCACAAACCCACUCUGCGUGAAGUCCAAUUCAAGUGCCUGUUGGGAAUUGGUUUUUAACAAAGCGAGGUGUCUCGUGUUCCUGUAAAGCCUUACUUCCCUUCAUGGGUCAGCACGUAUUUCAUUAAGGUUGUCACUGUAAAUAUCACAUUUCAACAAACAAUUGUGUUACGAUUAGUAAGAGCAUGUAUUUUUUAUGAAUAAACUAUUACGGUCUCGUU
Molecule: messenger RNA, 3616 nt
Organism: Hyalella azteca
Lineage: Eukaryota; Metazoa; Arthropoda; Malacostraca; Amphipoda; Hyalellidae
Product: cyclic AMP-dependent transcription factor ATF-1
Exons: 8
Coding region: 106-1098 (330 amino acids)
Biological process (GO): regulation of transcription by RNA polymerase II
Cellular component (GO): transcription regulator complex; nucleus
Molecular function (GO): RNA polymerase II cis-regulatory region sequence-specific DNA binding; protein binding; DNA-binding transcription factor activity, RNA polymerase II-specific
Source: RefSeq, a predicted model, not a curated record